AUGGCAGCUCUCAAGAACUUUUGCGCCAGCAUCUUCUACUGCUGUACUAGCCGCAGCACUGUCGACUACGAAAAUGUCCUGGCAGACAGCGAGCGUGAAGCCGUCACCGACUUGCUGAACUUCCUCGAAAACAGACAAGAGACCGACUUCUUCACCGGUGGUCCCCUCAAUGCCCUAAGCACACUGGUCUACUCACACAACAUCGACCUGCAACGAAGUGCCAGUUUGACCUUUGCCGAGAUCACAGAGCGAGAUGUGCGCGCUGUCGAUAAGAACACCCUCGAGCCCAUCCUAUUCCUUCUUGAAAGUAGCGAUAUUGAGGUACAAAGAGCUGCUAGUGCCGCUCUGGGAAACCUCGCUGUUGAUGCACACAACAAGAUCCUUAUCGUUCAGCUUGGUGGCCUUCAACCGCUGAUCAGACAGAUGAACUCGACCAAUGUCGAAGUGCAAUGCAACGCCGUCGGUUGCAUCACAAACUUGGCUACUCACGAAGACAACAAGGCAAAGAUUGCUCGUUCAGGUGCUCUGGCUCCAUUGACAAGGCUGGCAAAGUCAAAGGACAUGCGUGUCCAACGGAAUGCUACUGGCGCUCUCUUGAACAUGACACAUUCAGAUGACAACAGACAGCAGCUUGUCAACGCUGGCGCUAUCCCCGUCCUCGUCCACCUGCUUACUUCACCUGAUACUGACGUCCAGUACUACUGCACAACUGCUCUCAGUAACAUCGCCGUCGACUCCUCAAACCGCAAGCGCCUUGCCCAGACCGAGCCCCGCCUUGUGCAGUCACUAGUCAACCUGAUGGAUGGCCAUGCUCCCAAGGUACAAUGUCAGGCAGCUCUUGCUUUGCGCAACCUUGCUUCGGACGAAAAGUACCAGCUCGAAAUUGUGCGCAAUGGUGGUCUUGGCCCUCUUCUUCGACUUCUUCAAUCAGCCUUCCUGCCCCUUAUCCUCUCAGCCGUUGCUUGCAUUCGUAACAUCUCGAUUCACCCCAUGAACGAGUCACCUAUCAUUGACGCCGGCUUCCUCAAGCCUCUGGUUCAUCUGCUCGGCAGCACCGACAACGAAGAGAUUCAAUGUCAUGCCAUUUCCACCCUUCGCAACCUUGCCGCAUCAUCAGAUCGCAACAAGCAACUCGUUUUGGAAGCUGGAGCCGUCCAAAAGUGCAAAGAGCUUGUCCUAGAAGUCCCGGUUAACGUCCAGAGCGAGAUGACUGCUGCUAUUGCCGUUCUCGCCCUCAGUGAUGAGCUUAAGCCUCACUUGUUGAGCCUCGGUGUCUUCGAUGUUUUGAUUCCCCUGACUGAAAGCGAAAGUAUCGAGGUUCAGGGUAACAGUGCUGCUGCUCUGGGUAACUUGUCAAGCAAGGUUGGUGACUACUCCAUUUUCUUGACCAGUUGGAACUCUCCCUCCGGUGGUAUCCAUGGCUACCUGUCUCGUUUCCUCGCGUCUGGAGAUCCAACCUUCCAACACAUCGCCAUCUGGACUCUGCUACAGCUUCUCGAAAGCAACGACACUCGCCUUGUCAGCACCAUUAACUCUGCCGAAGAUGUCAUGCAGAUGGUUCAAGACAUUUCGGAGAGACAAGUUGAGAGCGACAACGAGGAUGGCAGCGAAGAUGGUGAAGCUGAAGUUGUCGGACUCGCUCGCCGCUGUCUAGAGAUCUCUAGCGGUGACGGCAACAAGAAGGCCCUUUCUGAAGGAUGA
Messenger RNA from Aureobasidium melanogenum CBS 110374, 1701 nucleotides. Its product is annotated as ARM repeat-containing protein. Gene Ontology annotation, biological process: nucleus-vacuole junction assembly; vacuole inheritance. Bases 1 to 1701 code for a protein of 566 amino acids. NCBI's taxonomy places the organism in Eukaryota, Fungi, Ascomycota, Dothideomycetes, Dothideales, Saccotheciaceae. The transcript is spliced from 5 exons. Gene Ontology annotation, molecular function: protein-membrane adaptor activity; protein binding. The record is from RefSeq and is a predicted model, not a curated record. Gene Ontology annotation, cellular component: fungal-type vacuole membrane.